CCGUACCUAGAAUCCACUUUGCAGAACGCAUGUGGACCGUUUACGAGAAACUUGACAUCGUGGCCUGCGAACGCUAACUCUAUAUGCCAAACGCUGUGCUCAAUUUUCUGAGUCCUCGGACGCGCGGGCAGCCACACUUCCGGGUCGCCAGGUUGCUCUCCGACCGCAUCCUCGACGGCUGCAAUGGACUCGCAAUUGGUCCUCACUGCACUCGCAUCGCACGUAAAACCAUGGAACUCGACUGUAGACGACGUGGAUGACAUCAUCGAUCUCUGGAUACCUCCGAGGACUCGCAUACUCUACUUGGGGACGAUACUGCCUGGUGCCGUGGUGCUCUUGACCAUCCUCUACGACCUCAUAUCAUCCUAUCCCUGGCCACAUUCCCUCUGGAAGCUUGCUUACGGGCUGAAAUCACCCUUCAGGGACUUCCUCACUCUUAGAGACCUUGACAGCGAGCUGGGGCCACCUCAGAAACCGUCGGCAUGGAAAACUCGCGCCUUGAUCGUGCUCGCUACGCUGGCUGCUGCCGGAUGGGCCGGAUUCCUGGCAUAUGGCAUUUCCGGAGGCGAAUUGGGUGAAUGGGAGCUCUUGCACGCUGAUGCGCAAUUCUGCGGUUGGGCCUACGUCGCUAUCCGUCUGGUGUAUAAGCCACCUAUCACCCCACCGUACUGCCUGCUAUUGUUUUACACGUCAUACGCGACAGCGGCCUUCGUGGACCUCGCUGCAGAUACCCUGACACGUCAUUUCGCUGGCGCAGUUGCUAUUCUCAUAGAUGUGCUCCGUCUGGCGGUACCAGCUGCCUCACUUUGGAUUGGCGGGACGUUUCCCAUGGAGCGAGUGAUGCCUGCGCCGAAUGUUGCUCAAGAAAAAGAUGUCCCAUCUCAUGGAUUGACCAUGCCCGAAGACGGCGUUCACUUGUGGUCAUGGUGCAUGGUCACUUUCGUGGAACCUCUCUUUAAGGUCGCGAAUGAGAGAACUCUUAAUGAGGAAGAUGUUUGGGCUCUCUCGCCGUUCUUCCUGCAUAAAAAUCUUUUCACGAAGUAUCUCACAUAUGCCAAAAGACAUCCCAAUCAUUCUCUACUUUGGUUUUUGCUCGCGUCGAACUCUCUAGACCUCAUAUUAGAUAUUCUACUUGAGCUUUGGAGUGCCAUAAUUGGCUUCGUUCCGCCAUACGCGUUGCAGCGUAUCCUUGCCGCCUUGGCCGAAUCGUCACCUAAUUCUCGUGCAACGGCGUAUUUAUGGACUUUCGUCUUCUUCCUCAGCAAUCUCUCUUUUGCUCAAGUCGACGUCUUCCAGCGAUGGCAUACUAGAAGGUGCUAUGAGCGUACUCGGGGCCAACUCUUCUGCGCUCUGCACUACAAGGCAUUGAAGAGAUGUGAUAUUAGCGGACAAGCUACGGAGAAGUCAAAAGACGGCAAGGAAGACGAAAAGGCCGGUGCGGACCUCGGCAAAAUUGUUAACCUCAUGCAGGGAGAUGCAUACGCUGUCGCUCAGCGUUUCUGGGAGUUCUCAGGUGUUUUCUUCUCGCCUGUCAGACUCACCAUCGCUCUCAUUUUUCUCUAUAAUAUCCUAGGUUGGAGUGCCUUGGCUGGUGUGGUCGUAGUGCUGGUCGCAUAUGUCUUCAACUACCCUCUUGCAAAAUACAACAUCUAUAUCACGAGACGAUCUUGGGCCGCGAGAGACAAGCGGAUGAGUCUUGUAAAUGAACUAUUCCAAAACAUCAGAUUCUUAAAGUUCUACGGCUGGGAGACGGGCUGGUCAUCCAAAGUGCGCGAAGCACGAGAGACAGAACUGCGCUGGCGCGUGAAACAGAAUAUUGUCAGCACCGUGAUAUCUUUCAUUUGGAUUUGGAUGCCGUCUGCCACAGCGCUGCUAACAUUCCUGUGCUACACACUCGUUGCGGGUCAGAAACUGACUGUAGCGAAGGCCUUCACCUCUAUUGCGCUCUUCAGCCAGCUUCAGGGGCCGAUGACUGACCUUCCAAACCAGAUCUUUGCUCUACUCUAUGCCUAUGUCAGUAUGCAGCGUAUCGAAACCUUCCUCAAAGAGCCUGAGGUGCCCGAUUGGGCGUCAUCUCUACAGUCUUCUGGGAGCUCGGUUUCAAGAGUCCCAGAAAUCGGCUUCGAGGACGCUUCUUUUCAAUGGGACGUUGCGCCCCGUAGCGAGCCGGCUCGGUUUACCCUAGGGCCCUUAAACGUCAAGUUCCCGAAGAAUCAGCUUAGCCUUAUCAGUGGGUCCACUGGCUCGGGCAAAAGUGCAUUGCUCAACGCUCUGCUGGGCGAGAUGACGUGUAUGUCCGGACGUGUCAUGCUCAACAAGUGGGGGCACCAGGUCGCAUAUUGUGCGCAGAACCCUUGGUUAGAGCAUGCCACGAUUCGAGACAACAUUGUGUUCAGUUCCGCGAAAGGUUUUGAUGAAGCCCGGUAUCAGGCCGUCAUCGAUGCUUGUGCCUUGUCGCGGGACCUCGAAGUCUUCGAUGCUGGUGAUAUGACCGAAAUCGGUGAGAAAGGGAUUACACUCUCCGGCGGACAAAGGGCUAGAAUUGCGCUGGCUCGAGCUCUGUAUUCUCCUGCCUCGUUGAUCAUCCUCGAUGACCCCCUUGCCGCGGUAGACAUGCACACUGCCCAGCACCUUGUCAGAAACGCACUGACCGGCGAUCUCGCUGAAGGCCGAACAAUCUUGCUUGUUACUCACCACAUCAGCUUGUGCCUUCCGUACUCCUCUUUCCUCGUUGAGCUCUCAACUGGUAAAAUCGUACAGCAGGGCACUGUUCAGGAGCUUCGGGAGCGGGGCGUCCUCCAGCAGGUCGUUGAGAAGGAAGAUAUCGUUGAAGAGCCCGAGGAGGAGACACUCGCCUCUGCUCCUGUUGAGAAUCAGGCAGAUCUUGUUGACGGAAAGACGAACGGAAAAUACGAUCGAAAGCCUUCAGAUGGUAGGCUCGUCCAGGCAGAGGCAAGGGCGGAAGGACGGGUCUCUAUGCAUAGCUACCUGACUUAUAUCCGCGCAUCUGGAGUGUUCUGCUCCCUCCUCACCCUGUGGCUGCUCAUACAGAUUCGUCUGAUCAAUAUUGGGGUUCAGUUCUACCUGGCGAGAUGGGGAGAGGCAUACGAGAAGAGCGUAGCGUCUAACGCCUUAUUUGGUCCUCUGCAUUGGCCUUGGGAGCAUCUACCGUCUCCAAACCAAAACGUCGUUCCUUGGCUGAUGAUCUACUUCUACCUGUCCAUGGUCGGCGCGUUCUCCGUCCUCGCAUACAUUGCGCUUGGUUUCUACUCCAGCCUGCAAGCGUCCCGCAAGCUGUUUGUUGCUAUGCUUGCUCGCUUAACUGCGGCACCAACCCGCUUUUUCGAUGUGACACCCAUCGGCCGUAUCCUAAACAGGUGGACGUCUGACAUGAAUACUAUCGACGGACAGCUCCAAAACCCGUUCCGUGCAGCUCUGGCCGGCGUCUUGAACUUCGUCGCAUCUUUCCUAGUGAUUAUCUGCGUCGUUCCUUCGCUUGCGCCGUUCGCGUUGGUCAUCGCUUGGCUGUACAUCCGUUUGGCUCCGCCGUACAUUAAGACUUCGCGAGACCUCCGCCGCCUCGAGUCCAUCUCGCUUUCGCCCGCCUUCGCCGGGUUUGAUGAGCUCCUCCGUGGACUCCCCCACGUGCGUGCGUUUGCCAUGGAAUCACGGUAUCAGGACCAUUUCUACAAGCGGGUCGACAAGUUUCAGUCGUUUGAUCAUGUAUAUUGGCUCGUCUCAAACUGGUUGAUGUGGCGAUAUGAUUGUCUCGGAUCUUUGGUCGUGUUUACAACGACGAUGUUUGCCCUAUGGAGCGGCAUUGGGGACGGCCUGGCCGCGCUUGUGAUUGUCCAAUCCCAGAACUUCGCCGACGCAUCAAGGCAAUUGGUCAAAGUUCUUGCACAGCUUGAGCUGGACUUCAACAGCGUCGAACGGAUUGCUGAGUACCUCGAGGUCCCACAAGAAGCUCAAGCGAUCAUUCUAGACCGUCGGCCUCCGGCUUAUUGGCCCUCCAGCAAUGGUGAACUCCGUGUCGAGGAUCUAGAGGUCAGAUAUGCCCCCGAUCUUCCCUCGGUCCUAAACGGUAUUUCAUUCACGGUCCACCCCGCUGAAAAGAUUGGUGUCGUUGGGAGGACAGGUUCCGGGAAAUCAACGCUCGCGCUAUCACUACUUCGGAUCGUAGAACCAUCGGGCGGGUCGAUCGUCUUGGAUGGUAUAGACAUUCAGUCCAUCGGCCUUGAUGAUCUCAGAACGCGCGUCACCAUAGUGAGCCAAGACGUCUCCCUCUUCUCAGGCACCAUACGCAGCAACUUGGACCCCUUUUCCGAGCAUACCGACGCGGAGUGUUGGGAGGUUCUCGAGCGUUGCCACCUUGUGUCCGUGCUCAGCGGCCCUGAUGGAAAGGCGAACGCCGUAGCCAUCACACUCGACACGCCCAUUAGUCAGACCGGGUCGUUGAGCGCGGGCGAACGGCAGCUUGUCGCGCUCGCACGUGCUGUGCUCCGACGCAGCAACGUCGUUAUCAUGGACGAGGCGACAUCGCAGAUCGACACCGCCCUCGAUGACCAGAUCCAGCGUACCAUCCGCGAAGAAUUCGCCGGUGCGAUCGUCAUCACCAUAGCGCACCGCUUGAAGACUGUUCUCGACUAUGAUCGCAUCCUGGUUCUUGGGCAUGGGGAGAUCCUCGAGUUUGAUACGCCGGAGGCGCUGAUUAGCAAGCAGGGAGGGGUCUUCAGGGAGAUGUGCCGCGCAAGCGCAGACUGGGCGGUUAUCCAAGGCAUCGCCCGCCGCUCUGCCCGCUCGAGUGGACGCCCUGAUUCGUAAUACGGCGCAUGAUUACAGUCAUCGUAAAGCAAUCUCAGCGUCGCGGCAGUAAAUAAUGCGCAGCCAGGUACCGUAGCAUCACCAAGAUUACAUUAUUUUCCGCUCAAACUCUCGAGCCCGAAAUCUCCUGACGCGCGGUCAAGGUCGUUGAAUGGGUCCCGCAUGCUUCCCGUCUUAGCCCGCCAGAGCUGGGUGUAAAGCAUCUUAAUCUUCUGCAGUUCGGCAUCGACGGCUGCGGUCCUGUUUGCCAGAGCCAUAAAGGUGGCAUGCUGCGCUUCCAGCGUUGAUACGAUGGCUGGAGAUAUUCAGUUGUG
Molecule: messenger RNA, 5138 nt
Organism: Phanerochaete carnosa HHB-10118-sp
Lineage: Eukaryota; Fungi; Basidiomycota; Agaricomycetes; Polyporales; Phanerochaetaceae
Exons: 24
Coding region: 184-4824 (1546 amino acids)
Biological process (GO): transmembrane transport
Cellular component (GO): fungal-type vacuole; membrane
Molecular function (GO): ATP hydrolysis activity; ABC-type peptide transporter activity; ATP binding
Source: RefSeq, a predicted model, not a curated record